UAGGGCGUGUGGUCCUUCCGUGUGUGCUCCGAGCGUGGGCGUCCCGCUGGGGGUGUGUGGCAGGGGUUUCCAGACCCGGCACCAGCACCCUAGCCCCUUCCAUCAGGGGUUCGGCUCAGGGUCGCCCCUGGCGGGCGGCUCGCGAAUCUUGAAGAACAGCCACGCGAACCCAGAGCGUACCGGGGCUGCGGAGCUCCCCUGGGCGGGCUGGAAGAUGGCGGCAGCAUCGGUCUCUGAGACUUCGGCUUCUCAGUUCUCGAACAUCUUAGCAGAACCAUCAAAGUCUGAUGGAAGUAUGGUUCGCCAUUCCUCAUCUCCAUAUGUAGUAUAUCCACCCGAUAAGCCUUUCCUUAACAGUGAUCUGCGACGCUCCCCAAAUAAGCCUACAUUUGCCUAUCCGGAAAGCAACAGCAGAGCUAUAUUUUCUGCUCUGAAGAAUCUUCAAGAUAAAAUUCGACGUUUAGAACUUGAAAGGAUUCAGGCAGAAGAAAGUGUGAAAACCUUGUCUAAAGAAACAAUUGAAUAUAAGAAAGUAUUGGAUGAACAGAUACAAGAAAGGGAGAAUUCAAAGAAUGAGGAAUCAAAGCACAAUCAAGAACUGACAUCUCAGUUGUUAGCUGCAGAAAAUAAAUGUAAUCUUUUAGAAAAACAAUUGGAAUACAUGCGGAACAUGAUAAAGCAUGCAGAAAUGGAGAGGACAUCUGUAUUAGAGAAACAGGUCUCCCUGGAAAGAGAACGACAACAUGAUCAAACGCAUGUUCAAAACCAACUUGAAAAAUUGGACCUUCUUGAACAGGAGUAUAACAAGCUUACCACAAUGCAGGCCCUUGCAGAAAAAAAAAUGCAAGAGUUGGAAGCAAAACUCCGUCAGGAAGAACAAGAAAGGAAACGAAUGCAAGCUAAGGCAGCCCAGUUGCAGACUGGUCUAGAAGUAAAUAGACUUAUCUUUGAAGAUAAGGCAACUUCAUGUGUUCCCAAUACAAAAAGAAUUAAAAAAAAGAAGUCAAAACCACCAGAAAAGAAGGCUUCUAGGAACUAUUUUGCUGUACAGCCACAUUAUCGAUUAUGCUUGGGUGAUAUGCCAUUUGUUGCUGGAAAGUCCACCAGCCCCAGCCAUGCGGUGGUAGCCAACGUUCAGCAUGUCUUGCAUCUAAUGAAGCAACACAGUAAAGUCUUGUGCAACGAUCGAGUAGUCAGCAGUAUUCCUUUGGCAAAACAAGUGUCUUCACGAAAUGGGAAGAGCAAGAAGUCAGCAACGCCUCCCUCCUCUAGCAGCGUUAAUGAAGAGCUGUCUGAAGUCCUACAGACUUUACAAGAUGAAUUUGGGCAAAUGAGCUUUGAUCACCAGCAGCUUGCAAAACUUAUCCAAGAAUCACCGACUGUUGACCUGAAAGACAACCUAGAGUGUGAACUGGAGGCAUUAGUGGGAAGGAUGGAGGCAAAAGCCAAUCAAAUAACUAAAGUUCGAAAAUAUCAAGCCCAGCUGGAGAAACAAAAGUUAGAGAAGCAGAAGAAGGAAUUAAAAGCCACCAAAAAGACUCUUGAUGAGGAAGGAAACAGCAGCAGCCGUUCUACAACCACAGGGACCACAAAUAAGAAGGACUUUGCCAAACCGAGACCUGGAGAAAAAAGCAGGAAAAAUCUUCAGUUAUUGAAAGAUAUGCAAUCCAUACAGAAUUCAUUACAAAGCAAUAGUUUGUGUUGGGAUUACUGACUGGUACCAGGUCAUAAAUUUUAUUCACAUAAUCUGUACCUCAUCAAUCAGAUAUUGACUUUCCAGGUCUCAUGUUGGAAUUAAUUAAUAGCAAGCAUUUAGGGACCCAAGCUUCAUUACACAGGCUUCUUGUGCUACAUAUCACAACUAAAUGUUUAGCCAUCUAAACAGAAACUGGGGGUAGUUUUAAAGGCCAAGAAGCCACAUAUACUCUGUUUCUUUGUUUGAGAUGAAUUUGCUGUACUGAGAUAUUGCACUUUGUAAACAAAUUACCAAUUUUUUACUUGUGGGUGUGAUUUUUUUUAAUAGUUCUAUUAUAUAAGUAAAAUUAGGUUUAAAUUAUCAAAGUAUGAGGCUAUCCCAUAGGCAGUGUUUGUUUGAAAAGUCUCAUUUUUAAAUCUUCCCUGGCAUGAAUCGCCUGCUUUUGCUUUUCAAUACAACCAUUAAAUAUGCUCCAUUUCGACUACUGAUGGAGGUUUUCUAUAUUUAAAUAUUUAUACAUAUUUAAGAAGAUAGCUUUAUUUUCCUUUUUGACAUUACAGACAUUGGUCAGUAUUAAAUAUACUUGCAUUGAUGUUAACUCACCAUUAAAAAUUUUAAAGAUGCAUUCAUUUUAAAUCAGUUAAAUGUGAAGAUCACAAAAGCAUUUUUUAAACUAUAAACAAAUUGUUAAUGAUGUAAAUGAGGUUUUGGAAUGAAGAGAGAAAGGGAGGUGUUGUAAAGUAUAUACAUAUGUAUUUUUAGGUAAUACCUGUUUGUAAUCAUGCUAUUCAUUUCAAGGCAUUAUGGUUUUUAAUCUUAAACUCAAAAUCCCUUGAUUAUUUAACUUUAUUUGUGUACAGUAUGAGUGCAGUAUUAACUGUACACAUGUAAUUGUCAUUGUUAAUAAUGUGAAUCAUAGUUUUGAAUAGUUCAAGACUUGUUAACUUUAUAAAUUUGACACUGAAAUCAAUAAAGCAGCUUUUUUAAGGAAA
Messenger RNA from Capra hircus (goat), 2688 nucleotides. It is a transcript of the gene CEP57, whose product is annotated as centrosomal protein 57. Gene Ontology annotation, molecular function: gamma-tubulin binding; microtubule binding; identical protein binding. The record is from RefSeq and is a predicted model, not a curated record. The transcript has 11 exons. NCBI's taxonomy places the organism in Eukaryota, Metazoa, Chordata, Mammalia, Artiodactyla, Bovidae. Bases 215 to 1714 code for a protein of 499 amino acids. Gene Ontology annotation, cellular component: centrosome.